Messenger RNA from Plectropomus leopardus (leopard coralgrouper), 1980 nucleotides. Its product is annotated as proton-coupled zinc antiporter SLC30A1. The record is from RefSeq and is a predicted model, not a curated record. Lineage: Eukaryota; Metazoa; Chordata; Actinopteri; Perciformes; Serranidae. Gene Ontology annotation, cellular component: membrane; Golgi apparatus; endoplasmic reticulum. Gene Ontology annotation, molecular function: zinc ion transmembrane transporter activity; calcium channel inhibitor activity. Gene Ontology annotation, biological process: detoxification of zinc ion; zinc ion transmembrane transport; intracellular zinc ion homeostasis.
UCACUUCCAAGAAGAACUCAACUUGCCUUUGAUUGCUGGCUGAGGGUCGUCCACUUUUCUGGGUUGCAGGUAUGAGAGUGCUACACUGGUGCAUGCUGGGAGUGAACAUCCUGCUGCUGGUGUGUGAGGUAACCAUAAGUCAGCUGUGCAAGUCUCUCAUCACCUUGAUGGAUGGUUUCCACACACUCUUCAUCCUUUCGCACAUGGCAAGCCUAAAAAAACCUCUGCUCUCCUCUUUGGACUCCCUUGUGUCUCCUCCACAUGCUAACUCCUCCUUGGCAGCACCUCUCUCCACCCCACCUGCAGAGUCAUCCAUCCAAUUUCUACCUGGGACUGACGGGUCUCUGAACUGUGGUGUGUCCUACACCAGCAGCAGGAUCCAGCCUUUGGGAGCUUUCAUCUCUACUGUCCUCCUGACCUCUCUGUGUUUCCCUUCCUUCUUGGAAAUCAUUAGCUUUUCUCUGGAUCCACACCCAGUGCAGCACCCCCUGCUGCUUGUGGUGGUUGGAACUGUCAGUCUGCUUUUUAAGAUACUGGUGGUCUGGCUGAACUGGGCUCAGCUGCAGGAUGAGAGGGCUGGGGCUGACGGGCAGCCGUUCACUGAAUCUCGCCUUGACGUGAACCUCAGAGUCUUGGCUGCAGAGGAAACCAAAGGGCAGGUUGAGCCUGAACAAGUCCAGGAUGACGUUAGCCAUGUCCAAUCUGCCAUGGACAAAUCCCUCCACAAUGGGGCGCUUGUCUUCUGUAACCCGGGAACUUCCAGCAUUUCUGACACUGACUCUGAAACCCGACCACCACAGCCAGAAGUCCAGCUGCAUGCAGCAGCUCCACAGGACAGAAGGGACAGUGACGCAGACAACAGUGUUGCAGAUUUAAAGGUUUGCAAGUGUGAGAGUCGUUCAGAGGACAUCACAGAGAUUUCUAAAGACAACACCUGCAUGGGACAUCCUGACAGGCAAAAUACAUCUAACACCUCCCCAGCUGUCAAGUCCUCACAAGACAUUCAGAGCCCUGUGCUAAGCAGCCAGUCGCCAGUGGGUCUCCUGUCCUGUGUCCUCGUCAUUCAGGGCCUUUGUACCUCCCUCCUGGCUCUGAUCAACAGCCUGGUGAUGCUGCUGAUCAGCCCACAGGACCUGCACAGCUCUGGGGCCUGUGGCCUCCUGGUUUACCUGGAUCCUGGCCUCUCCCUGCUGGCUGUGAUUAUACUGAUUGCCACAGCUGCACCACAGUUGUAUAGUUAUGGACUGCUGCUGCUACAAGCCACACCUCCACACAUUUGUGCAUCUGAUCUUGGACGGAGGAUCACGAGUGUCCCCGGGGUGCAGGCUGUGCACGACCUCCACAUCUGGCAGCUGACUGAAUCCAUCAUGGUGGCCUCUGUCCACGUACAUUGCCAUGCUGGGUUUCCAGCACACAGGUGUGCUGAUCUGAUGAAGAGUGUCACUAAGGUGCUGCAGAGUGUAGGAGUGAGCUGCUGCACUGUUCAGCCAGAAUUUACCUCCUGCUCUGGGUCCUCAGCAGGCAGCGAGGGGGACGCCUCCCUUGUUGUCCACAGAGAGGACCCCUCCAUGCCUUUUCACCUGCCCUGCAACCUCACCUGUGGAAAGGCCUGCGCUGGGAGCAUGUGCUGCUCUCCGUUAGAGGAAGAGACCUGGAGUCAGCAAGAACCAGCAGCUGGAGAAACACAGGAAGAGCCUCAGACACUGGUCAUCGAGAACACGUUCCUCUGACAGAAAGAGCUGCACCGGAAAUAAAUUAAUGAAUGUAAAGAAAGAAAGAUGAUGGAUGGUGCGGAAAGUUAACACAUUUAAGGGUGUAAUGUCUUUUAAAACACUGCUGGUACGUUACAUGUAAAUGUUAGUUUUGUGACUUUUACACGGUCCUGCACCAAAGAUUUUUAUGCACUUUAUGCACAAAUGAAAUUUGGUGAAAAUGGAGGCAUUUUUUUCUGGUGUUGCUUCAUUUGUAUCUGGAUCCUCU